CACCCCAACCAACCCCGAAAAGCGUGAGUGGCUUCCCCUUUUUUGAGUCUCACUAGCAACCCCCUAGACUUAGACAUGCUUUUUACUUUGGCUUUGGUACCUUAUCUAUACAACUUACAGGACAGCUGUCAAGCCGGUUGGUGUCGCCCAAUCUGAAACACAGCGAUGGGCUCAUUCACGGCCACCCAAUUGCAGCCAGGAAUAGGGAGAGAUGAGAGCUCUUGCGAUCAAUCUGCUUACUCGACCUGCUAGAUAUCAUAGACUGUCCCGCUCCGUGUCCGUCGGCAGCUUAAUUGCUUCCUCUCGCGCACUGUCGUGUCGCCUCCAGAUAGAGAUUGCUGAGGCCAUGGCGUCCCAAGAAGUCCCCAAGACGUGCAAGGUCAUCCUGGCCGACACCAUCGCCAAGAAGUUACUCGCAGAGGUCCGGGACUCGUUGGCAGAAGUCCAGAGCUCAGCCGCUACCAGGCCAACUCUGGCUGCCUUUCUCGCCAACGAUGACCCUGCCGCCGCGCAGUACGCCGAGUGGUCCAAGAAGACAUGCGAGGAGAAUGGCUUCGACUUUGACCUCCGCAAGGUCAACAAGGAAAUCCUGGAGGAGGCCAUUGUGGCGGCUAACCAGGACGACGCCGUCGACGGCAUCAUCGUUUACUACCCCAUCUGGCCCAACAACCAGCAGCAAGACCGCUACAUCCAGGAGACGGUGGCCCUGACCAAGGAUGUUGAGGGGCUCUGCCACACCCACCUAUUCAAUAUGUACCACAACGUGCGCUUCCUGGACCCGCCCGCCAACCUCAAGAAGUCGAUCCUACCGUGCACGCCGCUGGCCAUCGUCAAGGCCCUCGAGCACCUGCAGAUCUACAACCCCAUCCUGGCCUACGGCAACCGCCUGUUCGGUAAGACCAUCACUGUCAUCAACCGCAGCGAGGUCAACGGCCGCCCGCUCGCCGCCCUGCUGGCCAACGACGGCGCCACCGUCUACAGCGUUGACAUUACGGGCGUCCAGGUCUUCACGCGCGGCAGCGGCAUCCGCGCCCCGCGCCACCAGGUCCUCGACAAGGAGGGCUGGGGGCUCAAGGACGUGCUGCCCCUCAGCGACGUCAUCAUCGGCGGCGUGCCCACCGAGAACUUCAGGGUCCCCACCGACCUAAUCCGCGACGGCGCCGUCUGCGUCAACUUCUCCAGCUACCGCAAUUUUGACGGGCCCGCCGUCAAGGAGAAGGCGAGCAUCUAUGUGCCCAGCAUCGGCAAGGUGACGAUUGCCGUUCUCUUGAGAAAUCUUGUGCGGCUCAUCGCCAACCGGCCGCGUCCCGAGGCGGCGCAGCAGUAGGAGAGUGAAAGAUAAAAAGAAGAUAACAAUACUAUCAAAGUCAAGACAUUUGGUGAAUUUCUCUUUUUGUCACUUUUCUCUUUUCUCUUUUCGCUCCCCUUUUCCUCAUGAUGUCUCGUAACUUCAGGGUAAAACAAAAACGUGAGGAAUAUGUCGUCAGUUUCUAUCAACCAACCACAAGAGGUACUGUAGAAAGAAGAGAUACAGAACAUCAAAUCCCAGCACCUACAUUUGAACGGCGAGAAACAAAAAAGAAAGGCGCAAGAAAAGGGGGUCGGCCGAUAGACAUAGAUGGAUAUUUGCACAGGUGUCUGGCGCUCGCAAGUAGACCAGCGAAUACUAAUUAGCACAUUGCAACUGAGAUAGCUUCUUGAUGGAGAAUCCAUCCAAAAGGAAUGAUACCAACCUAUAUUCACACAA
Messenger RNA from Lasiosphaeria miniovina, 1747 nucleotides. RefSeq names its product methylenetetrahydrofolate dehydrogenase-like protein. NCBI's taxonomy places the organism in Eukaryota, Fungi, Ascomycota, Sordariomycetes, Sordariales, Lasiosphaeriaceae. Gene Ontology annotation, molecular function: methylenetetrahydrofolate dehydrogenase (NADP+) activity; methylenetetrahydrofolate dehydrogenase (NAD+) activity. Bases 212 to 1327 code for a protein of 371 amino acids. The transcript has 3 exons. Gene Ontology annotation, biological process: purine nucleobase biosynthetic process. Gene Ontology annotation, cellular component: cytosol. The record is from RefSeq and is a predicted model, not a curated record.